UCCAGCUUAAAAGAAAAAGGCGUGACGACUUGUAGAAGGCGUGACGACUUGUAGAUACAUAUAGCAUACAUACAAUAUAGGCACAGAGUAUUUUCUUACAUAAAUAAGAAGUCGUUGGUUCACUUGGAAGAUGAACGGCGGCCCGUCUGGUUUCAACAAUGCGCCGGUGACAAGAACAGUAGUAAUAACAAGUGUUCUCUUCACCGUUCUCUUUGGGAUCCGAGGUCGCUCUGGUAAGCUUGGUUGGUCUUAUCAGGAUAUUUUCAAGCAACUACAAAUAUGGAAGUUGAUAGUGCCAGUUUUUGCCUUUUCAUCUACACCGGAACUUGUUGUCGGAAUUUAUCUGCUGUACUUCUUUCGUGUGUUCGAGAGGCAAAUAGGUUCUAACAAAUACUCUGUCUUUAUCAUCUUUUCCGCCAUAGUCUCUUUACUGCUUGAAGUUCUUGUACUAAGACUACAUAGAGAUCCUUCUAUGAAGAUAAUGACGUCUGGACCCUAUGGUCUUAUAUUUUCAUCGUUUGUACCCUUCUAUUUUGACAUUCCAGUUUCAACACGAUUUCGUGUGCUUGGGUUUCAGUUCUCGAACAAGACUUUUACUUAUUUAGCCGGUCUUCAGCUUCUUUUGUCAUCCUGGAAAAGAUCUAUGUUACCAGGGAUCUGUGGUAUACUUGCAGGUUUACUGUACCGCUUAAACAUCUUUCAUAUCCGCCGGCUGAAGUUCCCAAACUUCAUUGCUUCAUUCUUCUCACGGCUGUCUUGGCCUUCCAUGGGGAGUGCAUCACCAACAGGACGGGGUAGGAAUGUUGUGGGAAAUGCUCCAACAUAUGCAGGUCUACAAGUGGAGGGAACCUAUCCUGCUCGAUCGUCAUCCACAGUCAACCCGCCUGAGGACUCAAUUGCCACACUGGUUUCAAUGGGUUUCGACAGAAACUUGGCGAGACAAGCUCUCAUUCACGCCAGAAACGAUAUUAAUGCUGCUACUAACAUUCUGCUCGAGUCACAGACGCACUGAGGGGGUCGUAAAUUUGCUUUGGGGAAUGAAACCUGGACUCAAAUUGGUUGAGGUAGUCAGCAAUCAGGCAUCGAUUGUUGCUCCAGUCGGAAUUUCUGUGCUCCAGAAAUCAUCAAGGCCCUCUGUAUUUUUGUUCCCUUAUGUCACAAUUAUCAAGUGAAGGCAGUAAAAAAAGUAUUUGUAAGUUUACUAUUUUAAAAGUUUAGAAAUCUGGGAUUGUGUAAACCGUGGAUGCCCUUUUCCUGAGGUAUUUAGAUGUGGAUAAUUCUUUCAAAUGCACCAACUGCUAAUUUUGGAAUUU
Messenger RNA from Olea europaea var. sylvestris, 1313 nucleotides. RefSeq names its product rhomboid-like protein 20. Gene Ontology annotation, cellular component: membrane. The transcript is spliced from 8 exons. Lineage: Eukaryota; Viridiplantae; Streptophyta; Magnoliopsida; Lamiales; Oleaceae. Gene Ontology annotation, molecular function: serine-type endopeptidase activity; protein binding. The record is from RefSeq and is a predicted model, not a curated record. The coding region runs from base 131 to 1012 and encodes 293 amino acids.